Messenger RNA from Harmonia axyridis, 2912 nucleotides. RefSeq names its product leucyl-cystinyl aminopeptidase-like. Gene Ontology annotation, biological process: proteolysis; peptide catabolic process. The transcript is spliced from 3 exons. The coding region runs from base 54 to 2888 and encodes 944 amino acids. NCBI's taxonomy places the organism in Eukaryota, Metazoa, Arthropoda, Insecta, Coleoptera, Coccinellidae. The record is from RefSeq and is a predicted model, not a curated record. Gene Ontology annotation, cellular component: cytoplasm. Gene Ontology annotation, molecular function: metalloaminopeptidase activity; zinc ion binding; peptide binding.
AUGUAAGCAAAUCAAAAUCAUUUCUGACAUAACACUCCAAUAGUUUGUUAAUUAUGUCGGUUAGGAUAUUCAUUCUUUUCACGAUUUUGCUCACGCGUUAUUCGUUACAAGAAACAGAUAAAUUAUCAGAGUCAGUGAAACCCGAAAAUUAUAAAAUUCGAAUUCGACCCUUGAUUGAUGAGUUAAAAUUCGAAGGUAUCGUUGAUAUUGUGGUGGAAUGUAAGGAGGACACAAAUGAGGUAACCUUGCAUGCUGAGAAAUUCAACUUUGGUUCGGAGAAUAUAACAGUGACAUAUAUAGAAACAUCAGAAAAAAUUCAUGUGGAGAACAUCAAUACGGAAAAAAAUCAUUUACUUCGAAUGACUCUUAAAAAUCAUCUAUUAAAAAACAAGAAAUAUAAUAUUCAUAUUGAAUAUACAGGUGAAAUGAAUCUGGAUCCACGUGGAUUUCACAUUGAUCAUUACGAUGACAAAGAGGGAAAAGAACACAGCAUAGCAGUUGCGUUUUUCGAACCAACUUGGGCACGACAAGCAUUUCCUUGUUUUGAUCUGCCUCACCUGAAAGCCACUUUCGAAAUAACGGUUGGUCGAAAAGAAAAAUUAUUCAGUAUUAGCAACAUGCCACUGGCGAAAUCCGAACCAAUCAAAGGAAAGGAAGGCUGGUUUUGGGAUCACUUCGAAAAAACAUUACCCAUGUCCACAUAUUUAGUAUCCUUCGCGGUUUUAGAUGAAGGAAUGAAGAAAAUUUCGUCUGGUAAAAUCAGUUAUUGGUUUCCACCAUUCCCGAAAUUCAAUGAAGAAUCAGUAUUAAAAAAGACGCAGGAAAUGUUGUCUUUUCUUGAAGAAUAUUUCAGUAUGAAAUAUGAGCUACCGAAAUUGGAUUUUCUCGUUGUGAAUAGUUAUCCAGUACAUGCAGUUGCUAUAGAGUGUUGGGGAUUAGUCAUCGUCCGAUCAAGUGUUCUAGUAGAAGAUGAAGAAUCUAUUAUAGAAACAGUUGCCCACGAGAUGAUCCACCAAUGGAUUGGCAAUAUUAUUACAAUGAAAUGUUUCGGAGAACUUUGGCUCAAAGAAGGGACAACAACAUAUUUUACACAAAUUACUAAAAAUAUUUUUUCAGAUGGUCAAACCUUAGAUAUCGAUAUCGCAAAUCAUCUCGUCUUAGUUCUGAAAAAUCAUUUAUCUCAUCAACUGAGCAAAAGUGACUGUUCUGAAGAUAUUGAAGAUAUUCUAGAUGUUUAUGUUUUAAAUACAUAUAUCAAAGGUGCUUUAUUCACAAGAAUGAUUGAAUCAGCUCUGGGUUUGGAGGAUUUCCGGAAAACUGCUAAUUUAAUUCUAACGAAACAUAAGUAUCAUAAUUUCGAUGAGAAUGAUCUAUGGGCAGCAUUAAAAAAUACAACUCCAUCCGAAAAUUUUCCCCGAGAACUCAAUAUUGAUAUUGUUAUGAAAUCAUGGACGAAACAAGAUGGAUUUCCUCUAGUUACUGUAUUAAGAGAUUACGAUACAGGGAUUACCACAGUGACACAACGAAAAUUCUACUCUAUUAAUCCCGAUGACGAUACGACACAAUGCUGGUGGAUACCAUUAUCUUAUACUACAAAGUCUGAUUUUCAUAACAGUACAACAGCUAAACUCUGGAUGGAGUGUCCUAAAAAACAAAUAAUUAUAAGUGACGUAAGAUCAUCCGAUUGGAUUUUAAUGAACCUUCAAUCGACUGGUUUUUUUAUAGUUAAGUAUGAUGAUGAUAACUGGAAACUUAUCACCCAAACUUUGAAUGAUGAAAAAUCUUUCGAAGUUAUACCAUUUUGGAAUAGAUUCAGACUUAUUCUUGAUACAAUUAUUCUCACUGAUUUCGGGCUCAGCACUCAUGAAUCACUUUUGACCACUCUGUUGUAUCUGAAACACGAGAAUGAAUUGGUAGUUUGGGUUGCUGCGUUGAAUUAUUUCUCCAAAAUAGAUUGGCUAGAAAAUGAGAUUAUUGAAUUAAAAAAUGAAUACAUGAAAUUAUUAGUUCAACCGCACUUUUCCAAGGAUCUAUUCAAUUCGACAAAACCUUCUUCGAAAAAGAAUAAAUUCAAUAAACUUAUUAUAAAAGAAGCCUGUUCAUCUGGUAUUGCAGAAUGUAUACAAGAAUAUUCGCGAAUUUUCGAUGAUUUCAAGGCUUCAUUUCCAAAUGUGAGUUCAUUAAAUACCUCACUUCUAGGAGACAUUCUUUGUUUUGCUGUACGAACUGGACCUGAAGAGAAUAAACAAUUCCUUACAGAUAUAUUACCUCAAACCGUAGAUAAUGAUCAGCUCAUGAUGCAAAUUUACAAUAGUCUGACCAACCCUUCAUGCUCCAAAACUCCAAUAACUCCAAUCGAGCACAUAAACCGAAAAAUUGCCUCAACAUUUAUCAACAAACCUCCACAACGAAGACAGAGAUUAGGCCUUCAGGGUGAUGUUAUGUUAUUUGAUAUCAUGUCAAAUUCUUCCCUACAGAACUUUUUGGAUAAACCAUAUAGUUCAUGGACACUCGUAGACAUGCUUAGUGUUCUUGCCGAUUAUGUUCACGAUGGAAGCGAACGAAAACGGUUAGAAGAUUUUUUUGAGAACAAUAAAGAUGAACUUAUUCGACACAAAAAAUCAACAGACGAAAUAAUAAGGAAAAUAAGGAGAAAUGAAGAAUGGAAGAAAAAUUAUUCAAAAGUUAUCAAAGACGCUCUGGUGAAAAUUUUAGGGAGAUCACUUAAGGUACCAAGUACAAGUUCUACAACAUCCGAAGUUUUUGUUUCAGAAAAUACUCCUGAGCCUUUGAGGUAUUUUGAUUAUGAUUCAAAAUCCUCAAAGUUUCAAAACAGACUUAUUCGUCCCGUAGUAAUUUUCAUUUGUUUUAUUCUUUUUUUCGAAUAAAGUUAAUACUGUAUGCAUAAUGAA